AUGGAAACUUUUAAAGAAACUGUAAACAAUGAAAAUGCUGCUGCUACUCAAGAAGCAGAAGAGGAAAAUGACUUAUUUGCAGAUUUAAAUCUAAAAACUGCAAAAACCACAACGACACAACAACAAUCUUUUUCAAAACAUCAGCAAACACCUUCACUCCCACCCAUUCUACCAGAUCAUCCUUCAAGUGUUCAAUGGGACACUAUUACCAAGCAAAUGGAACAAAUAGAAAUGGAAUUAUCAAAUUUAUACAAAGAACUAAAUCAAUUAUCAACAACUCAAUCACAAUUAUAUGAUAAUAGGAAUGAAAUUUAUAGAAAUUUAAUAGAGAAUUGGCAAAAAAUGAAAUCAUUAGAGACAGACCAAGCAAACUCUUUAACAAAAGAGGAUUAUGCAAUUGCUGAUCGACUAACACAAAAAAUAAAAGAACUACAAUCAUUCAUGAUGCAGAAAAAGAAUUUAUUGUCCAAUGUUGAUAAAACAUUGAAUCAAUUAUUUGGAAAACAAAUUAAUUUAUUAAGAAAAAUUAAUGAGUUGAAUGGAAGAUUAGAGAAGGAACUUUCAACACAAAAAAAUCAAGAAGAUGAAUAUUUAAGGCAAUUUAAAGCAGACAUGGAAAAUUUACAUACUGUUGAAGAUAGUCAUAUUAAUAAAUUGAGAGAAGAAAUUGAAAAAGAGAGAAGCAAUAUUGUGUUAGAUUUAGACUUAUGGAGUAAAGAAGAAUCAGAAUUAAAUGAAAAAAUUGAUGAGAAAACAAGAGACGAGAAAUUGGAACGGGAUUUAUUAAUGAAAAUUUUGGAUCUAUUAAAACAAAUUGAACAAUUGAAAAUUGAAGAAAACGACUUUAGUCAACAGAUUGGUGCAAUUGAUAAAAAAAUAGAAAGCCUAAGUCAAGAAUUUAACACUGACAGAGAAUCACUAGCAAGAGAAAAAUUUGAAUUAGACAAAAGAGGAAUUGAAAUUGAAAACAAUUUGAGACUAGUAGACGAACAAGAAAAUAAAUUACAUCAAAGAUUAGAGCAUUAUAAUAAACAAUAUGACUCGCGCAGAUUGGAAUUGGAAUUAUUGGAGAAACAUAUAGCUGAAAUUAAGAUUAAUAAUAAAAUUUAUAAUGAAGAAUUUAUUGAAAUUGAAAAAUUAGUUGAAAUGUUAAAAGAUAGAGCUCAAAGAGAUUUUGAUUGUGAAAAAGAAAUAUCAAAUGUUAGGAAGAAGUUAGAAGAAAUCGAUAGCGAAGUUAAACGUUUAACAUCUAAAGUUAUACAAGACCAACAAACAUAUUCAACAAUUCAACAAGAUAUUACAGCAAUCAACACUCAAAUACCAUCUUUAGAAGAACAAAAAAAAUUAGCAGUUUCUGAUGAACGUCAAAAAUAUUUAGAAUUAAAACGUUCAAGUUUAGGAAUUGAUCAAGAAAAUUUGAGAAAAGCAAGAGAAAAUUUGGAACAUUACAAUUUAGAGUUGGUUGAAAUCGAGGAAAAAAUUGGAUCUGAGUUACGUGAGGAAUUACAAGAAAUAUUGCUACAACUUCGAUCAAAAUAUGAUUUAUCAGUAGAAAAAAAUUUGACAAUAUUACAAGAACUAUUAAAACAUGAAAUCAAAGGAAUAGAAUAUCGUAUUGAAAAUAUUAAAUUAAGGUGUGGUGGUGGUGUAUUGUUGAGUGAUAAACAAGGUGGCGUGGAGGAUAAAGGAGAUUUAUCGAAAGAAAAUAAAUUAAUGAACAAUCAUCAAAAUCAAAAUAAUUUGGAAAAUUCAUUGAAUAAUAAAGUUGUUAAUGAUGAUGAUAAAGUUCGUCUUGAAGAGUUGGAAAAAAGAUUACAAGAGGCCGUGGGUCAUGAAGAUUAUCAUCUUGCAGAUCAAAUACAAAAUGAGAUUGGGAAAAUUCACGAGAACAUUUAA
Entrophospora sp. SA101 is the source of this 1896-nucleotide messenger RNA. NCBI's taxonomy places the organism in Eukaryota, Fungi, Glomeromycota, Glomeromycetes, Entrophosporales, Entrophosporaceae. The record is from the annotation of a GenBank genome assembly.